AUGUCUUCUCACUACUCUCCAUCACAAGAAAUGGCUAAAACUUCUCCGAAACUUCUUGCUCUCCUACUACUCUUCCACAUCCUGAUCACCAUGACAGUGGCGCGACCUGUCAUCCUGGAAAAGAACCUCAAGAAUCCUGAGAGUUUCUUCGACCAUGAUCGCGGAUACCUAAUCCCAGGCAUUGGACGAGGUAUUAAACCAAAGUGCAAGGAUGGUUUUAAUCCAUUCACCUACAAUCCUGUUACAGGUGGUAAUGAUGGAUUCUUAGGUGACGUGCCUACGGUUCCUAGCGUUGGUGGUCGAAGCUAUGUGCCUGGUGGUGAUGACACGUUUGUUCCGAACCCUGGAGUCGAGGUCCCGAAUCCAGGAAAUAAUGGAGGCAUCAGUCCUAGUCCUAGUAGUAAGUGA
Molecule: messenger RNA, 408 nt
Organism: Lactuca saligna
Lineage: Eukaryota; Viridiplantae; Streptophyta; Magnoliopsida; Asterales; Asteraceae
Source: the annotation of a GenBank genome assembly